Messenger RNA from Scleropages formosus (Asian bonytongue), 2178 nucleotides. Its product is annotated as lymphoid enhancer-binding factor 1-like. Bases 332 to 1642 code for a protein of 436 amino acids. Gene Ontology annotation, molecular function: RNA polymerase II cis-regulatory region sequence-specific DNA binding; DNA-binding transcription factor activity, RNA polymerase II-specific. The record is from RefSeq and is a predicted model, not a curated record. Gene Ontology annotation, cellular component: beta-catenin-TCF complex; chromatin. Gene Ontology annotation, biological process: canonical Wnt signaling pathway; regulation of transcription by RNA polymerase II. NCBI's taxonomy places the organism in Eukaryota, Metazoa, Chordata, Actinopteri, Osteoglossiformes, Osteoglossidae. The transcript has 11 exons.
AAGCAGCAGUGUCGCUUUAAGAGCUCGAACCUGAUUCUGAAACAAUGGUUCAACCCCCAACAAGUCAUUGAAAGUGUCAAUCAGCGGGCGGUUCUCUUUGAUGUGCGCGGCUCGAGCGCUCCUUACAGCCCAAAUGCUCCGCUAAUGUUACCGCGCGGCCACCUCGGUGUCACCGGUCCGAACAGCUGCUCUGCUCUGCUGCGGCGCCACACACUCCCCCGCUGCUCCGGACUUGAGAUAAAUAAGUUUUAGCCGUUUCGUUCGGCGACUUUUUUUGUCAUUAUUUACAACGAAGAAAAAGUUUCAGUCAUUGUUGUUUUUCCUCCGGAAAAUGCCUCAGCUCGGUAGCGGCGGAGGGGAUGACGAUGAGUUCGGAGCCGACGACGAGAUGAUUUCCUUCAAGGAUGAAGGAGAGCAGGACGAGAAGAGCCAGGGGAGCGGCUUCACCGAGAGGGACCUGGCGGAGGUGAAGUCCUCCUUGGUGAACGAGUCGGAGAUCAACCAGAACCAGAGCCUGAGACUGAGCCUGAACCAGAACCAUAAUAACCAGAACCUGAACACGGGUCGCGCGGUGGCCGGACAGGGGCAGCAGAACCCGCAGCAGAGUUAUUCCAGCAAACACACUGACGAGCUCGAGGACGUAUCAAAACCUCAAGAUCGCGAAAUUUACAAAGGACCUGCCUUUUCAGGAUACCCAUUUCUGAUGCUGCCAGACCCAUACAAUGGAUCUAUGUCCCCAUCUUCCAACAAGGUGUCUGUGGUCCAGCAGCCUCAUGGGAUGCACUCACUCACUUCGCUGCUGCCCUAUUCCAGUGAGCCCUUCAGCACAGGCUCUGCACCACUGCCUGCAGACCUGAGCACAAAGCCAGGCAUUCACAGGCCAUCAUCCCAGGACAUUCCAGGCUUCUACUCCCUGCCUCCCAGCGGUGCAGGACAGAUCCCGCCAUCCAUGGGCUGGCAAAGUCAGUCUGUGUAUCCGCUGUCCUCAUGUGGAUUCAGACAGCCAUACUCCCCCAGCCUCCCCUGUGGCUCUUCCUUCUCCAGGUUUCCUCACUCAUUUAUACUGGGAGCCUCCAGCAUGCACCCUACUGGGAUCCCACAUCCUGCUAUUGUGCCCCCUACUGGUAAACAUGAGGAGGAGCAGUAUGACAAAAAUACUUACAUGAAGCCAGAUUCAGAAGGCAGGCGGGAGAAGGAGCCUAAGAAGCCUGUGAUCAAGAAGCCACUCAAUGCCUUCAUGCUGUACAUGAAGGAGAUGAGGGCCAAGGUGAUUGCUGAAUGCACACUGAAAGAGAGCGCUGCCAUCAACCAGAUCCUAGGCAGAAAGUGGCACGCUCUGUCCAGGGAGGAGCAGGCUAAGUACUACGAGCAGGCCAGGAAGGAGCGCCAGCUCCACAUGCAGCUGUACCCAAGCUGGUCCGCCCGUGACAACUAUGGCAAGAAGAAAAAAAGGAAGAGAGAGAAGCAGCAGGACUCCAACUCAGAGCGCAACUCUGCUAUGAGAUGCCGGGCUCGCUUCGGCCUCAGCCAGCAAACAGAGUGGUGUGCUCCUUGCAGGUGUGUACUGCGUGUAGAACUUCCUGUGCUGCGGCUCUGCCGUUUCCUGUUUCCUACUCUCCAUAGACCCCUAACGGCGACGUGAGCCUCCGUACUGUUCAUGACUUCUGUGUGCUGAGGCUGUAUGAUUAGCAUAGUGCGCUGCAAAGCUGCCACUUGUUCAGAAGAAAGUAUGACUCACCUGUACACACUGUGCACACUGUCAUACGUGGUAACGGCAUGACAUUUAGUCCAUGUGGACAGACUAGAUUUGAUCACACAGUGUGGGGAUGACUAGUUCUGGGACUGCAACAGUUCAUGUACAUCAUAGGCUCUCCUCCGUCUUCACAAAUCACUGAUCACCUUCAUGCCUUUGCUCUCUUUCCUCACACAGAGGUCUGCCUGUGCCACCUUCCUAUAAUUGAAAUAUUGUCCCCAUUUCUGCUCAAGCACCAUGUUUCUGCAUUUUCUCAGAGCUUCUCGUGCAAAUUAACCACCACCUCAGUCAUUCCUGUGCUCAGGGGCAGACCAUCUUUGUGUUUGACACGGAAAGACGAGUUUCCUUUGUGUCUUUUCACUGGCUGUAAAUGAUGAAGAGAAGCAUGGUGAUACUUUGUAUCCACAUUUCACUUACAGAUGACU